Messenger RNA from Manis javanica (Malayan pangolin), 5501 nucleotides. The record is from RefSeq and is a predicted model, not a curated record. NCBI's taxonomy places the organism in Eukaryota, Metazoa, Chordata, Mammalia, Pholidota, Manidae.
AGGCGGGACUGGGGGUGCCUGCGGGAGCCGCCGCCGCCGCCGCCGCCGCGGAGGAGGAGGAGGUGGCUUCCGCGGCCGCCGAGAAGGCCCCUGCUGAAGGCGGGCGCGGGGCGGGGGCGCGUGCCGAGAGGCGGCCGCUGCGGGAGCGGAGCGGCGGGCGCGGCGGGAGGAGGGACUGAGCGGCGGCGGCCCCCGCGCCCCGGCGCCUCCAUGGGGAAAGCAGACAAUGGAUUAUGAUUUCAAGGCGAAGCUGGCGGCGGAGCGGGAGCGGGUGGAGGAUCUGUUUGAGUACGAAGGGUGCAAAGUGGGACGCGGCACCUACGGGCACGUCUACAAGGCGCGGCGGAAAGAUGGAAAAGAUGAAAAGGAAUAUGCACUGAAGCAAAUUGAAGGCACGGGAAUAUCCAUGUCGGCAUGUAGAGAGAUUGCACUUUUGCGGGAAUUGAAGCACCCUAACGUGAUCGCGUUGCAGAAGGUGUUCCUUUCUCACAGCGACAGGAAGGUGUGGCUGCUGUUCGAUUACGCGGAGCAUGAUCUGUGGCAUAUUAUUAAGUUUCACCGUGCAUCAAAAGCAAAUAAAAAGCCCAUGCAGUUACCAAGAUCUAUGGUUAAAUCAUUACUUUACCAGAUUCUUGAUGGUAUCCAUUACCUCCAUGCAAAUUGGGUGCUUCACAGAGAUCUGAAACCAGCAAAUAUCCUAGUAAUGGGAGAAGGUCCUGAGAGGGGGAGAGUCAAAAUAGCGGACAUGGGUUUUGCCAGAUUAUUCAAUUCUCCCCUGAAGCCUCUGGCGGACCUGGAUCCAGUAGUUGUGACUUUUUGGUAUCGGGCUCCGGAGCUUUUGCUUGGUGCGAGGCAUUAUACAAAGGCCAUCGAUAUAUGGGCAAUAGGUUGUAUAUUUGCUGAAUUGUUGACUUCAGAGCCUAUUUUUCACUGUCGUCAGGAAGAUAUAAAAACAAGCAACCCCUUUCAUCACGAUCAGUUAGAUCGGAUAUUUAGUGUCAUGGGAUUUCCUGCAGAUAAAGACUGGGAAGAUAUUAGAAAGAUGCCCGAGUACCCUACGCUUCAGAAGGACUUCAGGAGAACAACGUACGUCAACAGCAGCCUCAUCAAGUACAUGGAGAAGCACAAGGUGAAGCCUGACAGCAAAGUGUUCCUCCUGCUUCAGAAACUCCUUACCAUGGAUCCGACCAAGAGAAUCACAUCAGAGCAGGCUCUGCAGGACCCCUACUUUCAGGAGGACCCCCUGCCGACGCUGGAUGUGUUUGCUGGCUGCCAGAUCCCAUACCCCAAACGAGAAUUCCUGAAUGAAGACGAACCCGAGGAGAAGGGUGACAAGAACCCGCCGCCGCCGCCGAACCAGCACCAGCCGCCCGCAGGUGCGCCUGGCCCACCGGUCCCCACGCAGAGCAGCGCGCAGACUAACGGAGCGGGGGCGCUGCCCAGUCAGGACUCUGGCCUGGGCCCCGGGCCCCCCAAGAAGCCGCGGCUCGGGCCGUCGGGGGCGAGCUCAGGCGGACCCGCCGCGCCGCCCGACUACCAGCACUCCGGUUCUCGCCUGAGCUACCAAGGCAGCGCCCAGGGGUCGUCCCAGUCGCAGAGCACCCUAGGCUACUCCUCGUCUCAGCAGGGCGCGCAGUACCACCCCGCCCACCAGGCCCACCGGUACUGAGCCGCCCCGCCCGGAGCUCCCGCUCCAGCCGCGUGACGUCUGCUCUGAACAGAACAGGAACGCAGGCCGGGAGGCCGUGCCAAGCGCCCGCGCCCAGGAGGCGCACUGGACGCCGCCCUCCCUUACCUACUUGGGGGAGAGUUUCGCGAUGCUUCCCGGGACCCUCCUCUGCGUGUGUUCCGCCGUGACCUCUCUGACGAAGCGUCUGAUCUAAUCCCAGCACUUCCGUGACCUUCAGCAUCUUUUGGAAGAGUUUCCUGGUGCACCUUUCUCAUGCUGUAGCAAUCACUCUGAUACGUCUUUUCAAAGCUCUUUUAAUAGGAUUUUAAUGUUUUAGAAACAGGGCUCCAGUGGUAUAUAGUUUUAUAUGUCAAGAACCAAUUGAGCAACAUAGGUAAAAACACCUUUUCAAGCACUAUGUUCCUUUCGGAAACAGUUACUGCUUUGCUCGCGGAAGUCUUAACGAGGAGCUGUCGCCGUCCCAAAGUACGUUGGCUGUUAGGUUUCUGUUUACCUAGUUUCAGGGAAGGCCUAAUGAAAAGACACAUGGCGGGGCAGAGGGGCCUCCACGCCAGACAGCCCAGAUCUUUGCAGUUACUCUGCUUGGUGCUAUGAAGACCUGAAGCAUGUGCUGGUUUUAUCUAGUCGUCCAUGGGGAGCUCAGUUCCCAGCAUCAUCUUAUUCUGAAGAGUAUCAGCAGCUAAAGAUAAUUUUAACCUUCGUGUAGCGACAUCUACCUUAAAAAGGGUUUGAGCGCUUUGGCGACAGAGGCCCCUGGUGGCCACAGAAGGCUGACGUGGCCACUUACCUGCGCCAGGACUUUGUAGGAGUGAUGUGGUCAAAGGAGGUGCUGCUUCCCUUUGAAGGAAGAGCUUUUCGUGUGUGUCGUACAUAACGAUGGCUUCUCUAAAGAGCUCUUGGUUUCUUCACAUCUGGGUUAGCUUGAGUAACUCCUUACGUAAUCAAGAUACUCAAAUAGAAGCCUGCAAAUUAAUCUGCUUUUAAUCAAGAGCAGUGUUCUCCAUUCAUAUUUGCAUUAGACAUAGAGACUAUUUUUAAAGCAUGUUAAAAAUGUAGAUUUUAAUCCUGUGUAAAGUAUGUAUUAUGUAUGCAUAAUUUUGCCGUUACUGAAAUUUAAUUCUAUCAAGAAUCUUUUCAUUGCACUGAAUGCUUGCUUUUGCCCUUAGGAGAAAAUGUAAUAAUUGUGCCUAAAAAGCUGUGGGCGGAUAGUAUAAAACUGUACUAGAAAAAGUGCGAUUUGCGUUUCCGUGAUCUGUGAAUUAGAGGCUGAGUUCUUAGCCAGGGCAAGGAACCCCUCACUCCCCAGAGUCACAAGGAAAUGUAAAGACUGUGCUCCCACUGGACCAGAAGGGGCAACAAUUGGUGUUCUUGGAAUGCUACUAGCAGCACCAGCCUUGUUUUAAACGUUUUCUUGAGCUAGAAGAAAUAGUUGACUAUUGUAUAUGCAAGUUAUAUGCAUUUUUUUAACUCUUCGUUGUGAACUUAUCUACCUGGUUAUGAUACUCUGGGUCCAUACACAAGUAAAAUAAGAUUUUCAGACAGAAGCCAGUAUACACUUUGCACUAUUGAUGUAAUACUAUAGCCAGCAAGGACCUUACUUUUCUCAGCAUAAUAAUGCUAUUGAUGAUAAAGACCCUCUGCUGACACUCACCACCACUGGAUGUGAGACAGUGGAUGUGCCCUGUUGGGAGGCAUUUCUGAUUGUCUCCAUGGUAAUUUGCCCCUUCUAUUUCUUAAAAUGAGAAAUGAAAAGCCCUCUGCAUACGGAGCUCCCUGUGUGUGAAGUUCCCCCUGUGCUCUGAAGCCUCCCUGCCCAGGUUCCUGGUCCCCAGCUGCUCCCUGUGCCCCCUCCAGGUGCCCAGGGCAUGUGAGUGGAAGGCAUGUGAAUGCAGACGCACGUCUGUCCUUUGGAGCCUGUGAUCGAGGCCGAGGUGGGAGGCUCUCCCGGGACGGUUGGCCUACAAGUGAAACAGUCCUAGAAUGCGAAGUUCCUUUUGUUCACUUCUAAACCCACUUGUGUAGAGUCACUGUUCCAGCUUCUCUCUACUAAACCGUGUUACGGAGAGGUUUCUGUUUAUCUACCUUUGAGAAAGCCAGCAGUUAGGUAUCAGGACAGGCAUUCAUGUGUAUUUGGAACACCCACGGCAGCCCUUCAACAGCUGGUGGCCCCGGUGGGCAGACCACACUCUUCCAGGUUGGUCGUAGGAAAUUCUAACGGACAUAGAGGCUCUGUUCCUGCCCUCUUGGGGGGCUUACAUUUGAUAAAAAAACCCAAGCCCGUGCAGGAGCCGAAAUGCCGUGGCUCAUGCCUGACACUCCCAAGCGGCUCUGCUCGCAGAGCUGCAGCGCCAGGUUCUGCCACGGGACCCCUGCCUCCCUCCUGCACGGUGGGCUGUGGGCCCGUGACAGGAGCUGCUGGGGGCUUUGUCAGCUGCCCCUGGGUCCCGUGCUCGCGGCAGAGCCAGCAUCCCAUCCCCGCUGCACCCCGGGUGGGUUUCUGGUUGCUGGUGGGUCCCGGCCCUUCUCUCCUGAGUUCUUGCCUCGGACUUGGUGGUGCCCAUUACCCUUUGGAAUAAUUUUGGUUCAUUAUUUCCUUUUCUCUGUGAAGGGGAACAAAACCUUUAACACCUUACGGGCCCUAAACUGCAGGACCUCAAAGAAGACCUGUAAAGCCUGGUCAUGUUAAAAUGUACCUUUGUGGUCCCCAAAAGACAUUUCUCUUUGAGAGUUUAUUACUGUCACAUCUCCUGAGAACAGAGGGGGGCAUCCUGUAGUCUGUGGGACCCCGAACCAGGGGAGGCCAUCGAAGGAAAGAAGGUGUCAGGGUGAAGGGUUUCUGCUCUACCCACCACAGAUCAUUUUUCGAGUGAGCUUGCUGGUGAGGUGUGUGUGUGGUCCAAGGGCAGCGGAGCCCGAGGGAGGGCAGCCAGGUGGCGGGGCUGACGCCGUGGGGCAGACACAGUCCUUGUGGUGAAGCAUGUCAUGUGGGAACACACGUGCAAAGCCAAGGACCUGUAGGUUUAAACCCAUAUGAUUUUAAAACUUUAGUACUUAGACUUUUGGCCUUCUGCACUAGUUUUUUGCUCUUAUAAAUGUAAUUGACAUUUAGGAAUAGAGGGGUGAUGUUUACCUGUGUGUGUUCACUGGCUUGUGUCCCUGGUGAAGCAACUUAGCUGUAUGCCUUGAAAAUGUGCCGUUUUCUCUGCUAAAUGUAAAAGAAAUAGUUGGGCAAUAAGUACUGCAGCUCAGUCUGCUCUGAGUACAUUUAUGUAGCAGAAACUAUACAAUGAAGGAAGAAUUCUGUGAACGUUGCAAAUCCUAAACUCAAUGAUGUUACCUUCCUAGGGGAUGGAGGAAGGCAGUGAAAUGACAGACUAUAGGAGGCUUGAAGGAUUCAAGUAUAACAAGUAUUUUAUAUAAAACAAAGCAGUUUAGGUCCCCAGGAUCUUCCAUAGUCACAAUUAUAAAGCAAAGUUCGUUGUUUUAGGAUUUUAAAAAACUGUGUUGUACCUAAUGCCAUACUUAUCUUCUAUGCUAUCACUGCAAAGGGGUGAUGUGUAUUAUAUGAAAAAAAUCCUAAUGCACUGUUAUCUCCUAAAUAUUUAGUAAAUUAAUACUAUUUAAUUUUUUUAAAGAUCUGUCUGUGUAGACACUAAAAGUAUUACACAAAAUCUGGACAGAAGAUGUCCUUUUUAACAACAAUUUAAAGUACUUUUUAUAUAUGCCAUGUAGUUUAUCCUUUCUAAGCGGCCUAGUUUGUAGAUCCCAUAACUCCUGUUGUGAUGUGUGCCCGUGGCUGUCUCCCUCUCCC